This is a messenger RNA of Anopheles arabiensis, 1866 nucleotides long. RefSeq lists its product as uncharacterized. The record is from RefSeq and is a predicted model, not a curated record. NCBI's taxonomy places the organism in Eukaryota, Metazoa, Arthropoda, Insecta, Diptera, Culicidae. The coding region runs from base 370 to 1149 and encodes 259 amino acids. The transcript is spliced from 5 exons.
CUGACGUGAGAAACUCGCAGUAGCUCCCGGUACUUUACCUCGAUAACUCGUUUUAACAACUAAAAACAACCAACUUUACUGUUGAAGUGAAGAUCUAGUGGAUCCAGUGUGCCGCCGUAAAUAGUCAGCGUUUGUUGUUGUAUUUUUCUUUUAAGUGAAAGCAUUACUCUUUAGUUGAACGGAAUUGCGUUGUUUUACUUUAGCUGUGCAGUGCGCUACAUAAUAUAAGAUAAAACGCAGCAGUGAUGAUGGUCUUUGCUAAUUUCAUUGAGUGACAAAUUUUAAAAAUUGCAUAUCACGAGAUUAAAGUAUUUAGCAAAAUUGAUAUUGUGCAAGCUGCAUUAUUUCCUGCUCACAGUAAAAUCUAAUAUGGCCUAUCAAAUUCGAGGUUUCAUUGUUUUUAUUAUACUCGUCAGUGUGUGUUCAAAACAAAUCAAAGGAUCCUGCCUGAGCUACGGACAUUCAUGCUGGGGAGCUCAUGGCAAACGCGCGGGCCAACCGGGGCAUAUGGCUUCCAGUGAUGUGCCGGGAGCUGUACAAUUUCAACCACAGCAGCAGCUGGACCAAUCUCACCCACUCCCAGCUGCUUUAAAUGGCGCGGAACGAUGGGCUUUGAUAAGAGUUUUGCCAGAAAAGAAUGCAUACUACCCUUUUAACAAGAUCAUAUACCCAUCACCAGCUAUGGAAUCAUCUACGUAUGUAUACAGCGACGGUUUAGGCUCAUUUGAAUCGGAUUCCUUGAGGAUUGGUUCAGAGUCACCCAGCAGUGCAGAAGGAAAAUUAGCGGAUAAUAGCAAUGAUUUGAGAUCCCUUGUAUCAACGGAACAAAAUGUACCACCUGAAGAUGAGCAACUUCUAACGGCAGUUGCCGUCCCUAAUAUACUGCGUAAAGAUCACCACCACAAUAAAAAGACGCAAUCUAUUGCUGCAAAUCAUCGAUAUACUAGUUCAGAUAAUGGCUUCGAAGACAAUGCGAACAUUGCUCGAUUUUUACCAAAUUAUAACGACGUGAGUCAAAUAUUGCUAACUAAUGCAGCCGUAGCAGCUGCGGCAAGGUUGUCAGACAAUGAUGCAUUUCUUAAAAAUACGCAGUUCAAUCGGAAGCUGUUGACUGAUAACAAUAAAUCCUCGACCCAGCUAAACGCAUAAAUUAUUUGCAUAAAAUGAUUCCAUCAAUAAUCUAACGUAACAUUUCAAUGAUAACGUCAAGUUGCAAGCAGUCAAAGAGCGGCCAUUGUCUGGGGUAAAGGGAAAUCGGUCAAAAAUUCAGUUAUAUAUAUAUAAUCCAGAUAUAUAUAUAUAUAAUUUUUGUAUUCAGCGACAUACAAGUCAGAGCGGGAUCACAAGUUUGCGUUAUCAAGUAGUGUAUUUCGUGACACACAAUACAAAGAGUAUAUUUUUAUGCCCUUGGAUUAGGUGUAAGCCCAUAAUCGGGUACUAUCGUUGAAUUUUAUCGCUUGUUCCACCAUCUUUCGCAUGGCUUCAUGCGCCUGCAAAGCAUGAAUUGCUAGGAAAAUGAUAGUAUUAACGUGUAAAUGACGAUCUUAUCACCAGUGGAUGAAUAUUGCCAAACUUUACUUCUGUUUGCACUAGAGCUCGAAAUUUGGCAAGGUUCAUCAGUGGCUGGUUUGGUGAUAGAUAUUCAUUUGCAAAAUACUUAUGUACGAAACAAAAAUGCCAGAGCAUAUGAAGAACAUUCAUUAACGUGCUUUUAUGGAUGCGUUGUUGGCGUACGCCAACCGUUUAUUCCGUGCAUAAUACGGGCACUGUUAUUCCAAAACAAACCCUCACCAACACAAUUAAUAUUGUAAAUACACUUAGACAGUAAGCAGGGAUUAUAAAAUAACAAUAUAAAUGUAAAAAAUA